UUAUCUGUUCAAUAUAUGGAAACCUGAAACACACAAGGCACAUACGACAUUAGGAAAAAAUGUUGGAAAAAGUCUACUUACCCCCCUGAAGUAUUAAGCUGUGUCUAACCUAGGCCCCCAACUAUAAAACUGGGUUUCCUACACCCUAAAAUAUGCAAAACCACGCAUCUAACCUCCUGGGGCGGUUUGGGAGGGUGGUUUUGGCACGCUGGCGGCCAGCGUGUCAGUGGUUUGGACACCGUGGCGCAGGGAUGCGAUGCAGGAGCUGGUUUCGGUCGCUGGCAGAUGGGCCCCACUUGUCAGGCGACCGCUUCAAUUACCCCGUCGGCUCCCCUGUUUCUUUCGCCGCACCGGCGGUGUCGAAGGUGCCAAGCCACUGCCUCUUGCCGGUGAACGGGAUGCGGAUCUCCGCCACCCACUUGCCCCACUUGCGGAGCCUCACGCCGCGGUAGCUCUCCGGCGCCCCGCCGCUGGUGCACGCGGCGACAGUAGCCGGUGGAAGGACCGGCUUAGCUGGGGCCUUGCCGAUGUACGCCUCCCGGAGCUUCGCCGACGAGAAGCGCCGCCGCUGCAGGCAGGCUGUGCCCGCUUCCGCUUCCUCACCUGCUACUUCGGCAAGCGCUACCCCGACGGCGUCCUCUUCCUCGUCCACCUCGACUGCUCCAUUCGCGCACCCGUUGCCGUCGUCCGUGCUUGAAUCCACCACCAAGGCAGCAGCGCCAAACCCGCAGUCUCCAGAGCUGGUCGCGACACCAACACCCGCCGUCGCGCCACCGUCCACUGAGUCUGCUGCUCAGCUGCAGGACGACCCAGAGUUCUACCAGGACCUUCUGCGCGGCCUGCAGCUGCCCGACAUCGACCCGAUGGAUUUCCGCGCUGGCUUGGACGCGCUCGACGUCUCCGACGUGGCCUUCUGCCUAGAGGACGAACAAGACCUACUGCUUGGGGACUUCGGGGAUGAAGAGCUAGAGAUUGACCUCGACCUCGACGACAUCAACGAUGUCUUCCCGAAGAUGCCUGGGUGCGACCUCGGCCGCGGCAUGGACGACUUCCUGCAAACCGUCGAUUUCUGCGUGUGAAUUAAGGGGUGUGCCUUAAUAUGUUAGGGUUGUUGGUUUGAUAAAUUGGGGCCUCGGGAGUGUGCUUGGAAGGGGGAUGAUCUUGAGUUUUUCC
Sorghum bicolor (sorghum) is the source of this 1173-nucleotide messenger RNA. RefSeq lists its product as uncharacterized. The record is from RefSeq and is a predicted model, not a curated record. Lineage: Eukaryota; Viridiplantae; Streptophyta; Magnoliopsida; Poales; Poaceae. The coding region runs from base 528 to 1079 and encodes 183 amino acids. The transcript has a single exon.